This is a messenger RNA of Dothidotthia symphoricarpi CBS 119687, 1766 nucleotides long. Its product is annotated as glycoside hydrolase family 51 protein. Bases 100 to 1761 code for a protein of 553 amino acids. The transcript has 5 exons. NCBI's taxonomy places the organism in Eukaryota, Fungi, Ascomycota, Dothideomycetes, Pleosporales, Dothidotthiaceae. Gene Ontology annotation, biological process: polysaccharide catabolic process; L-arabinose metabolic process. Gene Ontology annotation, molecular function: alpha-L-arabinofuranosidase activity. The record is from RefSeq and is a predicted model, not a curated record.
AUUAUGGGACUUACGGAUCUUUUAUGGGACUCGAGAGUCUUGAAAUUAGAUUCUAUGCGCCUGUACAGACACUGAAUUGCAACCAUUCAAACAUCCGUCAUGGCUAGUUUCACCAGAAUCGAGGAGAGCGAGAGCUCUUCCAUUACCAUCCAUCCUUCGCAUAAGAUUGCUAAGGUCAACGAUAAUAUCUAUGGCGGCUUCACAGAACACAUGGGACGGUGCAUAUAUGGUGGCAUCUACGAGCCGGGGAAUCCGUUGUCGGAUGAAAACGGCUUUCGUAAAGAUGUCGUCGAAGCUUUCAAGGACUUGAAUGUGCCGGUGGUGAGAUAUCCUGGUGGUAACUUUGUUGCUACAUACCACUGGUUGGAUGGAGUUGGUCCGAAAGAGCAGAGGCCUAGCAGGCCCGAACUCGCUUGGAUAGGCACCGAAUCGAACGAGUUUGGCACCGAUGAGUUUAUGAAAUGGUGUGAAGUGGUUGAUACCGAGCCCUACCUAUGCCUCAACUUCGGAACCGGCACAUUAGAUGAAGCUUUGGGAUGGCUCGAAUACUGUAACUCGGAGCGCAACACAUACUAUGCUAAUCUCCGCCGCAAAAAUGGUCGCGAGAAGCCAUACAACGUCAAAUACUGGGCCUUGGGCAACGAAUGCUGGGGUCCGUGGCAAGUUGAACAAAUGACAAAGGAAGACUACGCAAAGAAGGCCUACCGAUGGGCAAAAGCUCUGAAACUUCUGGACCCAAGCAUCAUUCUCAUUCUAUGUGGUGAGACCGGCUACUCAUCCUGGGACUACUACGUUCUAAACCAGUGCGUCAAAUGGGACGUCCACGGCUUAGCGGGCGACAACACAAAGUCUCUCAUCGACAUGCACAGUAUCCACAUCUACACAGCAGAUAAAGAGCACCUGCCCAACGCUACCGCGCCAAGAGCUGCAGAACGCGCCAUCCAGAUGGCAAGUGCACUGAUCGAUCUCGCGCGCAUUGAGAACAAGGUCCCGGAGACGGUGCCCAGGCCAACGAUCUGUUUCGACGAAUGGAACGUCUGGGACCCUGUGCGAGCACCGGGUGAGCUGGGCGCAGAGGAGAAGUACACACUCUCUGACGCACUAGCUGUUGCAAUCUUCCUGAACGGGUUUAUCAGACAAGCGAAGGAUAUGGGCAUGGCGAACAUUGCGCAGUCCGUCAAUGUCAUUUCCCCUCUGAUGACGACCAAGGAAGGGUUGAUCAAGCAGACGAUCUGGUGGCCGCUGCUGCUGUUCAGCAAAUACAUGCGCGGUCAUACUAUUGCGCUGAAUGUCCGAGCUCCGGAAUACACUGGUCGGACAAAUCCUAACUGGGUCCGUGGAACGAUCGAGACGCCAUAUCUCGACUGCAGCGCUGUUCUCGGGGACGACGGGUUCGUGAAUCUGGCUGUUACAAACGUCAGCGAGGACCAAGACUUUGAGGUUUCCUUGGAGGGGCUGAAGGCGGAGAAGGUUGAAGUGUACACUGUAUCUGGAGACGACGUUCAGGUUGUGAACACGGAGAAGGAGCAGAAGGUUGGGAUCAAGGAGUCUUCGUGGGAUGGUAAGGGCAAGUUCAAAUUCGGAAAGCAUUCGUUUGUUUUGCUCAGGUGGAAGGAUGGGAGCGCUGAAGCCAAGAAGACUGUUCUAGAUACGGUUUCUGAACACAAGGCUGCGGUAGAGAAGGUGUCGGAUGUUGUGGUUAUACAGGGUGAAUCUGUGCCCUCGUUGGUGGCAAAAGACACAGCGGUGAAGGAGACGUAGAUCAG